Engraulis encrasicolus (European anchovy) is the source of this 2742-nucleotide messenger RNA. RefSeq names its product solute carrier family 22 member 6, like (gene slc22a6l). NCBI's taxonomy places the organism in Eukaryota, Metazoa, Chordata, Actinopteri, Clupeiformes, Engraulidae. The record is from RefSeq and is a predicted model, not a curated record. Gene Ontology annotation, biological process: transmembrane transport. The coding region runs from base 635 to 2380 and encodes 581 amino acids. Gene Ontology annotation, cellular component: membrane. Gene Ontology annotation, molecular function: transmembrane transporter activity. The transcript is spliced from 11 exons.
GCACAUGUCUCUCACAUGGCUCUUAGUUACUGUUGGUGACUGGAGGACGACACAUGGUGCUUUGGUGUUUUGUGCAGCUAUAGGGUCGUGUCUGGGGGUCUUUCCAGAAGAGAAGUGCCUGCGAAGGACUGUACUCAACAUAAUUUAAGACUCAGCCUUCAGAAGACCUGCAUUUCCUUCAUGAGGCCUUUGGAAUGCAAAAGCUGAUUACCGCACUCUGCAAAAGCUCAGUAGGGUGGUUAUUUUUGCAAGGUUUUUAGUGUUGACUCGACAAGUUUUCCCCUACCAUUUUCAGACAAUAUCUUUGGUUCACCUUACUGCACAUAGGCCGGGGACUCUCAGCUUAUAUAUGUAAGAGGGCUACAAUAUUUUUCACCUCAAUUGCCACAACAUUGAUGGGAUCUAACAUGGGACAACUGCGGGCCUCUGCUCCACCUACAGCCCCAUAAGAAAAAGCACUAGGUCACUGAGAGGACAGCAGGAGGACCAUUAGCCCCACCCCACCAGACUGACCCCAGGCCAGUUGUUGCCAUCACUGAGAGGACAGCAGGAGCACACUUGGAGCCCCAUCACCACCACCACACUGGACUGAUCCCAGACCAGUUGUUCCCACGCGUGUUCCCGACCAGCGAGCAUGGCCUUCGGGGAGCUCUUGGACCAGGUGGGUGGCAUGGGCCGCUUCCAGAUGCUGCACGUGACCACGAUGUGCAUCCCGGUGCUCAUGAUAGCCAGCCACAACCUGCUGCAGAACUUUGUGGCUCACGUGCCACCUCACCACUGCAGCGGCCACGCCGACCUCCUCAACCACUCGCUCACCUCCCAGACGCUCACCAGGGAGGACCUGCUGAGGGUCACCGUCCCGCUGGAUGACAAGGGCAAGCCGGUCAGUUGCCAGCGCUAUGCCAUGCCGCAGUGGAGGCUAUUGAACGUGACCGACGAGGAGGAUACUGGGACCAAGGGGGAGGGGAAUGGGCCGGCGGAGCAGGUGGAGCGGGCUUUUCCAAAGUUUCCUGAGGUGGAGCUGCAGAACUGUCAAGAUGGUUGGGAAUACAGCAUGACCGCUAGGAGCUCAUCGAUUAUUAAAGAGUGGAAUCUGGUGUGUGACUUUCGGUCGGCAAAACAGACAUCACAGACGAUCUACAUGGGAGGAGUUCUCGUCGGUGCCGUGAUAUUUGGGGGACUCUCAGACAAGUUUGGAAGGCGGUACUUGGUGAUCUUCUCCUAUCUAUUGAUGGCAGUGUCGGGCACAUGUGCUGCCUUUUCCCCAUCUUUAGUCAUCUUCUGCCUCUGCCGCUUUGGAUGCGGAAUGUCCCUGUCAGGGCUGGUGCUCAACACCCUCUCUCUAGUUAUCGAGUGGAUCCCUACACGUGUGCGGACGAUUGUAGGAACGGGAACGGGUUACUGUUACACCUUCGGGCAGCUACUAUUUGCACUGCUGGCCUAUCACAUCCGAGACUGGCGCUGGCUCACCCUGACUGUGUCCCUUCCAUUCUACCUCUUCUUUAUCUAUGGAUGGUGGUUCCGGGAAUCUGCUAGGUGGCUUGUCUUAAAUCGGAAUUCAGAACAAGCUAUCAAGAACCUUCACACUGUUGCUAGGAUCAAUGGCCUCCACGCAGAAGGGAAAAAAAUUACCCUUGAGGUUUUGCAGGACUCUAUGAAGAAGGAGAUGAAGUGCUCGGAGGGAACAUACACGGUGAUCGACCUGUUCCGCACACCUGUCAUGAGGGCCAUCACCGCCUGCCUCAGUGCUGUCUGGUUCUCCACAAGCUUUGGAUAUUAUGGACUUGCCAUGGACCUGCAGAAGUUCGGGGUGGACAUUUACCUGAUUCAGGUGAUCUUCGGACUUGUGGACAUACCGGCCAAAGUCGUCGUGACAGUGUCUAUGAGUCUGAUAGGCCGUCGGCCAUCCCAGGGUGCCGCCCUCAUCUUGGCUGGCCUCUUUAUCCUCUCCAUUCUGCUGGUGCCAUUUGAAAGACAGACACUACGUACUACCCUGGCAGUGUUGGGGAAAGGCUGCUUAGCCGCUUCAUUUAACUGCUGCUACCUCUACUCCCCAGAGCUUUACCCAACUGUCAUUCGGCAGAAUGGCAUGGGUUUCGCUUCCAUGAUGGCGCGAUUAGGGGCUAUGACGGCCCCCAUGGUCCAAAUGCUGGAGGAGUUUGUCCCUUGGCUGCCGGGCUUCAUCUAUGGGGUGGUGCCCGUCAUAAGUGGUUUCACUGCCAUAUUCCUGCCCGAGACCCUUGGCUCCCCUUUGCCUGACACAGUUCAAGAUGUGGAGGAUAGGGGUUUCAGGCGAAGAAACACCAAAACCUCCACCAAGAGUGGAGAACAACAACCCACAGAGGACACAGCUAAUGCAAACCUGAAGGAUAGUGUCUAAGGAUUCAAACCACCACCAGUUUCACUGUAACAUCGCUGACACUGAUAAAGAAAGCAAUUAUGUACUGUUAAUAUUUCAUUGUUCUAUGUAUUAUUGUUACUACUGUACAUGUUGUUUGAAUCAACAUUGUAGCCUGAUAUUGUAUGCGGAUUUGUAUGUACAAUAAUCAACUUGACCAAAUGUGUAUUUGUAGCUCAACAAUUGUACAUCAAUGUCCUUCAUUUUAAAAGGUCAGACAAAGAACAAUGUUACUUUUAAGGUGCUUAAAAUGUUUCAAAGUUUUUAAACAUUCCUUAGCAAUGGAGGACACGAUCUCUGGUCCUAACUUAUUGUAAAUAUCUCUGAAAUGCAACCCAAAUUAU